Letharia columbiana is the source of this 2004-nucleotide messenger RNA. RefSeq lists its product as uncharacterized. The record is from RefSeq and is a predicted model, not a curated record. Gene Ontology annotation, cellular component: Golgi apparatus. Gene Ontology annotation, molecular function: GTPase activator activity; protein binding. The transcript has 4 exons. Lineage: Eukaryota; Fungi; Ascomycota; Lecanoromycetes; Lecanorales; Parmeliaceae. Bases 1 to 2004 code for a protein of 667 amino acids. Gene Ontology annotation, biological process: endocytosis; intra-Golgi vesicle-mediated transport; endoplasmic reticulum to Golgi vesicle-mediated transport.
AUGACCACCGCAUUAAGCAAGCGUCACCAGGCGCGCAACGAGAGAGCCCUUCAAGAGUUGGUCAAGACCAUUCCGGGUAAUGACCGAUGCGCAGACUGUGGAGCUAGGAAUCCAGGAUGGGCCAGUUGGAGUUUGGGCAUAUUUCUAUGCAUGCGAUGCGCCUCGCUCCAUCGCAAGCUCGGUACCCAUAUCUCCAAGGUCAAAUCGUUGAGCAUGGACAGCUGGUCCAAUGAUCAAGUUGAUAGCAUGAGGCGCAAUGGCAAUGUCAAUAACAAUCGAACCUUCAACCCUCAGAGUACGAAGCCACCGAUACCCUUGGAUGUCGAUGAGGUUGAUGCGGUACUGGAGAAAUUUAUAAAACAGAAGUACGAUCAGCAGCUAUUCUCUGGUGGCCAUUCCCGACGACCAGCGACUCGCAAUGAUACGGGCAGCACCCGCAGCUCAGAAGACCAGCCACCUCCAUUACCACCAAAGCCAGGCAAGCGAUUUGGCUUUGGCCUACGUAGCGCAUCUUCAAUGCUUCCUCUGUCCAGGAACGCGCCGGCCUCUCCUCCUCGCUCACCUCAUGAUAGCGUUAAUGGCUUCGGUUCAGAACCAAUUCGUGUUAACAAACAAUCGAGGGUAUUUGGAGCCAGCGUGGGAGGCGGAGGAGGAGAGAUGGAGGCGAAGCUGGCCCAGCUAACAGCCAUGGGUUUCGCGGAUGAAAAACGCAAUGCAAGCAUAUUGAAGGGCAUGAAUGGGAAUCUGGAGCGGGCGCUUGAGACCCUUGUCAGACUUGGAGAAGGUAGCGCGCCUACAUCGAGGUCAAGGACACCAAAUCAGGCCAGGAACAUUGCUGUCAGUCAACCUUUGCCCUCUUUACCAUCGACCGCCCAGAACACUGGUGUCGUGACCGGCAUUUCAUUUGCAGCCAAUGGUGCCACAUCUGCGCCGAGCACCGAGUUGCAAGGACAACAAUCAUAUCCGAGCAUGGACCAAUCACAAGCCCAAGCAAAUAGGAGCUUCAGUCAUUCAAAUCCAUACCAGUCGCAAGCACAGUCAUACAACCCGUUCGGUAUUCCCAAUGAGCAGCCGGCAAAUGUGCCUCUAGAAAGAGCAUUUUCCGGCAUGCAGAUUUCUCCCCAGCAGCAGCAACCACUAUUUCCAAACGCUACAGGAGGCUAUCCGAGCCAGCCACCACCGGCGCAGGACACACGCUUCCAGACCAUGACACCUCCAGUACCACAGAUGCCUCAGCAAUACAUCCAAUCUAGUCCAUAUGUACAACAAAACAGCGCUCCUAAUCACAGCUAUAAUCCGUUCUAUCAGACGACACAGCAGGUCCUACCGCCAUCUACAAAUCCGUACGCAUCAACUCCUCAGAUACCAGAUACACAGCAGUCAUAUAAUCCAUUUCAGCAAUAUCAGCCACCUUCUAUACCUCAACAACACAUGAAUAAUUACUCUACUGAGUCGCCAGGAGCCUAUUCUCCGCAGGUCCAGCAAGAUUCAUUUUUUCAGCAAACCCUCCCGCAGCAGCAGAAUCAACACUCACAUUUCAAGCAACAGCAGUUCUCCAGCCCUUUUGCGCCGCAACAUUCGAUGACCGACCCUUCACAGUACUCUGCGCAGGCCCCACCACAGCAACCUCAGCAGUUUAACCCGUAUCAGCCCCAACCUCUCCAGCCUCAGCAAACCGGCCGCAUUGACAAGUCGAGCAUUUUGGCAUUGUACAACUAUCCUCAGCUGGCACCGCCACCUCUCCCGAAUGAUCCCAGUGCUGCCCCAUCACCAGAACCAUCUAUCGCGAAUCUGUCUCCAGGCAUCAAGCAAGGACAGCGGAGCGUGACCAUGCCCGUGCAGCUCUCAUCCGGGAGUAGAAAUCCAUUCCAGUCGGCUACGGGCAAUGCCAACGCUGCGAAUGGUAUUGAGCCGGGGGGCGCAAGGCAUGUCAGUCAGGAAAGCGUAAAUGGUCGGCAUAGUCCUGAUGCUUUUGCGAGUUUGAGUGCGCGAUUUGUGCGAUGA